Penicillium maclennaniae is the source of this 741-nucleotide messenger RNA. RefSeq names its product translation initiation factor 6. The coding region runs from base 1 to 741 and encodes 246 amino acids. Gene Ontology annotation, molecular function: ribosomal large subunit binding. The record is from RefSeq and is a predicted model, not a curated record. Lineage: Eukaryota; Fungi; Ascomycota; Eurotiomycetes; Eurotiales; Aspergillaceae. Gene Ontology annotation, cellular component: cytosol; preribosome, large subunit precursor; nucleolus. The transcript is spliced from 4 exons. Gene Ontology annotation, biological process: assembly of large subunit precursor of preribosome; cytosolic ribosome assembly; maturation of LSU-rRNA.
AUGGCUGUUCGCGCGCAAUUCGAGAACUCGAACGAGGUUGGCGUCUUCUCUCGCCUGACCAAUUCCUAUGCUAUUGUCGCUGUUGGAGCCUCGGAGAACUUCUACAGUGUCUUCGAAUCUGAGCUGCAGGAUAUCAUCCCCAUCUGCCAUGCUACUAUCGCCGGUACACGCAUCGUCGGUCGUUUAACGGUCGGAAACAAGAACGGUCUCCUCGUCCCCACAACAACAACCGAUCAAGAACUCCAACACCUGCGCAACACCCUCCCAGACAGUGUCAAAAUCCAACGCAUCGAAGAGCGGCUCUCGGCCCUAGGCAACGUAAUCUGCUGCAAUGACCACGUCGCGAUCGUGCACCCAGAUCUAGAGCGGGAAACAGAAGAAAUUAUCGCCGACGUCCUGGGCGUCGAAGUCUUCCGCCAAACAGUGGCCGACAACGUCCUGACAGGAUCCUACAUGGCCCUGUCGAACCAGGGUGGAAUCGUGCAUCCCAAGACCUCCGUCCGGGAUCAGGAUGAGUUGAGUUCCUUGUUGCAGGUUCCGCUUGUGGCGGGAUCCGUGAAUCGUGGUUCGGCUGUUGUUGGUGCUGGCAUGGUUGUUAAUGAUUGGCUUGCUAUCACGGGCUUGGAUACCACUGCUACUGAGUUGAGUGUUGUUGAGAGUGUGUUUAGGUUGGGUGAGAUGGCGCCCGGUGGUGCUGGCGCUGGUGUUCAUAAGGAGAGUAUUGUGGAGUCUUUCUACUAG